CGCCUGAGUAACCCUUCUUGUGUAUUUGCCUAGUGCGAAGGGAAAUAGUAAAACUUUUGUAAUGAGAAAAGUUAAAGAGAAAGAAACCGUCGACAGAUUUCAGUUCCAUCAUAAAGGGCGGGGCAUCUUAAUUCCGACUAAGAAAAUUCAGAGCAGGCAUUGCUUUGUAGCUGGCAUACAAGUCAACAGAAAAGUAACGAUAGAAGUUUAAAUGGAUCAGCGCUUACAGCGACGUCGUCGGAUGAAGAAGAAGCCAAAGUCGGGAUUAAGCAGGCUGCUGCUAGAUUUAGCGCCUAAGUUCAAAUCAUCGGCCAGCUAUACGCAAUUGGUCUGGGAUCAGGUGCUGUGCGUUCUCUUGCCACUGUUGGCCUUCUUCAGGGAUUCCGUGCGCGUGAUCAAGCGCUGCACGAAACCGGAUCGGCAAGAGUUUCUACGCUCUGCUCUGGCCAUCACAGUGGGUUUUCUCAUAAUGGGCUUUCUUGGCUUUAUUAUAAAACUGCUGCACAUACCUAUCACUAAUAUUAUUAUGGGCUAACCUGUGGGGUCAAAUACUCGACAAGAACAACAACAACAGCAAAAAAGCAGACAAAAAUAAAGUUUCAAUUCAAUUGGCAGCAGACAAAGACUUCACAUUCUGGCGCCUGGCCAACCAGUUAAGCUACAAAUAGCAGGCAGCUCCAUGCCAAAGCCUCGCAUGCCAACUGCAAGGCUGCCAUAACAAAGCCAAGCUACUAGCUGCCAUUGUUGUCUGACCCCGACCCGACACGACCCAACGCGACCCCUAUCCAGAGGGUGUUACUAAACUCGGCCCAUUGCAAGUGUUGACAAGAAAAUUUCACCGCGCACUUUUCUGGAAAACAGUUGCCGUUGCCAAACCAACAACUGUCGGAUGUGUGUAAAUGUAAUCAAAUCAGCAACUCGCCAAACUUCACACUGGACUUGAGAAGCUCCAGCAACAUUGCCAAUUGUCAUUUGGAGUGGGGGAGGGGCAUUGCCAACAGAAAUACUAAGCAAAGGGUCUGGCGUUAAGUCAAGCAAGUGUUGGGCUUACAUUUUUUUUUUAUGCUUUGCACAGUUAUGCGUAGUUUUGUUAGUAUAAUAUCCAGUAAGCUUCUGAUUGAGAUUAGAUUUAAUACAACCCUUUUUGACUUC
Molecule: messenger RNA, 1152 nt
Organism: Drosophila virilis
Lineage: Eukaryota; Metazoa; Arthropoda; Insecta; Diptera; Drosophilidae
Product: protein transport protein Sec61 subunit gamma
Biological process (GO): post-translational protein targeting to membrane, translocation; protein targeting
Cellular component (GO): Ssh1 translocon complex; membrane
Molecular function (GO): transmembrane protein transporter activity
Source: RefSeq, a predicted model, not a curated record